UUUCUCCCUCACUCUCUCUCUCGGUCUCUUCCCGUGAACAUCCUCUCUUGUUAACACGCGCACCUUCCUUCCUGCCACUCACUCAGCCUCCGUCUGCCAGGGAGAGGACGCAUUUCUCCUUUUAACAUAAUAAAUUCAUAACCGAGGGGGGAGUUUUAGGCACUUUCUCCAAGAAAAGACGUGACAUCUGGUGAAUAACAGAGGACGACAAAAGAUGCUGGAUCGCUGCUGCCGAAAAGUCCAGUCGUUGCUCUUUGGAUGCCUGGCUUGUCUGGUGCUGGCCUCUGUUGUAAACGCAGACGGUCGAGUGUUUGUGUUGGACCUGAGGAACUCCUCCGGCCCGCAGGGCUUCAGAGAUGCUGAGCGAGCCUGCGCCUCACAACACGCCCGUUUGGCCUCAGCCGAGGAGCUCCGUCACGCCGUGGUCGAGUGCUUCUUCUCCCCCUGCACCCGCGGUUGGCUUCACGGAGGCAAAAUAGGGACCACUGUGUGCAAUAUUGUUGGCAGUGCCCUGAAAGCAGUGGACGUAAGGAUGGAGAACACUACAGAUGUCCCUGCACAUCUGGAUGCCUUCUGUAUCAAAGAUAAAGACGUCCCCUGCGGCGACCCGCCGUCCUUUCCCAACGCUCGCCUGCAGGGACACUCUGGCUUUGAGAUGGGAGACGAGCUCCUCUACACUUGCGUCCCAGGAUACGUGAUGCCCAGCGGACAGUCUGCCUUCAGCCUGCUGUGCGACAGCUGUGGGGAGUGGUACGGACUGGUGCAGAUCUGUGUCAGAGAUCAAACUGAAGGCCACGUUGACUACGAGGACAAGUUCAUUGAUUCUCACGGAGCAGCAGAGCGAAAUGACGAGAGGCCAGAGGAGGCACACGGGGAAGUGUUGGAGGAGGUGCAUCCGGAUGAACAUGGAGAGCUGGAAGUGUUGGGGGAGGUGAUUGAUCAGAGCAGGGCGUUUGAAGGAGCUGUAGAAGAAGGAGACAGAACUGAGGAGAGGGCUGUGGAGGACUUCAUUGGCCAUCCCCGGUGGGAGCAGGAGAUGACCGAGGUGGCGAGGACCGACACAGCUGCCGCGACGGAAGCGCCUGUCUCUCUUUUGUCCCAGAAACACAUGUUCUGGUUCCCUUCCGAGGCCUUCCAGGAGGAGGGGUCUCCUGUCGCCGCCGAUCCGGUCGCACAGACAACACAGAGAGCCUCAGGCGGUCAAUCGGAAGAAAGCAAAGAGCUCAAGAGUCUAGAAGGACCUGAUGAUCAACGUCCUGUUGAUUUUGAUGAUCAUGAUGAUGAAAGAGACAGAGAUGAUGACCACGACGGCGUUGACCGAGACGACAGCCGCCACGACGAACAGGACAUCCAGGACAGCCACUACGACGAAGACGAUAAAGACAGUCACUUUGUUGAUCCAGACGAAGGCGACAGUCACCAGCAGGAAGAUGUCAAGCACCCGGCUCAGUAUGAUGACCUGGACACACGGGAACGCCAUGACGACGACGACGAUCACGAUGACCAUUAUGACAUGGGCGAACACGAAGAGGACAACGAUCGCGUUCAUUACGGCAGCCGGGAGAUCGACGAUGGAGACGACACUCCCGAUGAACAGGAAACCUACAAAGAUCACGACGAUAUGACCGAUGACCACGAGGGGGAAGGCAGUGAACAUCCUGAAGUGUCUGAGGAGCAAUCAAAAUACGAUGACCACGACGAUCAUGACGACCACGACGAUCAUGACGACCACGAUGAUCAUGACGAUGGGAAGGAACUGUCUGACACGGAUGAAGAUGAUCAUCAUGACCAUGAUGAUCAUGAUGACCAUAUACACAAAGACGAUGAAGAUCCCGACAGCCACGAAGAUGAUUAUGGUCGUCAGCGCGAAGUCUUGUCUGUACCAACAAACGAGCGUCAAAACUUCACUCAGAAGGAAACGGGAGGGAAAGUCACCACGGACGAGAUGUGGCUGGACGGCUACCCUGUCGUUCAGGAGGAAACGGAAGGCGACUCCACAACGGAGGGGUCUAAACCAGAGGACAGAGAGAGGGGGAGUGUUGUCAAGGCAACAGAUACACCCAACGAAGUGGAAAUCCGGAAACCCGGUCCUUACGCCACCUCGUCAGAAGAGCAGGCAUCGCCAACGGUUCCCGAAUCGGAACAGGGCGAAGUGGAGGAGGAUCUGUGGCCAGGUUUCAUCGGGACAUCUGCGCCUGCAGGCGACCCUUUAGAGCCUUCAGACUCCCCCUCCUUCUCCGACACCCUGGACUACGACACGCAGCAGGCGGCUCCUACCCACUCGUGGCUGGGUGAUCUGACCGAGCACCCGUUCCUCGACCACGGCCCGGCUCCACCGGUGCGGGACGACGACGACGUCUUCGCCGGAGUGAUCGAGGAGCACACGGUGCGCAACCUUCCCGGCGAGACCGGCGACAGGGGGGAGGUGGAGGGGGAGAUGGAGGAGACGAUCUGCGCGGGCGAAGACUGUCCCCCCAACACACCCGCCUCCUCUGCCAGAGGGCCCACAGUGGCCGCCAUCAUCGUGGCAGUGUGCGCCCUGGCCACCGCCGUCAUCGUCGGGGUCUGGUGUUACCAAAGGCAACAGCGAAAGAGUUCAAUGUAUGAGAUGAACGGAAAGGGCCAAAGUCAGAGCAGACAGGCCCAACAGAUAGAGAUGCAGCAGAAGGUGUAGGAGGGAGCGAUGAGUAGAAGGACUACGGUAAAAGGCAAUGAGAGGAGGAGAGCACAGCUCCUGAUCUUGUUAGAAAUGAAUGCAUAUUUGAAGAUCUUGCAGAGGUAUGAACGGAUUACUUCUACGAAAGAGGAAAAUCUGGCACACUGGUCAAGAAGAGGCAAAAGAAUACUACCUGACGCUUAAUGCAGUACGAAGCAGGACGGCGAGCUUUCUCUUCAUUUUUCAACUCCAAGGAAAUACACUUGUCCUUGUUAUACCUUUCCAUUAUUUUCAAUGUGUCGGCAUCUAGCUGGACACACGAAGGAGCUGUGACUGGGCUGGACUCAACCCCAGGAACUGUGAGUGGAGAUCAUGAAGAAACGAUGGCGUUGGUGAACCUUCCUGAAUACGAAUAUGAACUGAGACUUUAACCUCCAAAACUAUUGGACGUUGUGGUAAAGAUUAUUGUGUUACUUUGCUGUUGUUUUCAUUGACUCUGACCUAAUUUUUAUUGUUUGGAUUUAUUUUUUUUUUAAUCUACAGCCUUGUUUUGUGUGUUGUUUGUAUAAAAACUGCAGUCAUCACCUGAGUGAACAUUUCAGAGCAGAUUUUGAACAGCUUGGCAAACUCCAGGUCUGGUAGGCUGACAGGAACAAUCAACAAAGAGACGAUGGUUAAUGAUGGCUGUGAAGAAAGGUAUGAUGGGAAGGAGGCGAUGAGAGAGGCCAAAGAAAGGAGGAAGCGAGCGUAGCAGUGUGAUGGGAGGAAACUCAUGAGACUGUUCCGUCUCUGUUGGUUUUGACAGUCGGCUGGUGAAACAUACAGACGCAUGAAGACUGCAGACUCAGCUCUAUGGACGUGUGUGAGGAAAAAGUGUGAAUGUGUUUGUGUGUAGUCCCGUUUUCCUGUCUUUGUGGGGUCCAAUAACUUGGGUGUACAUAGUCUUGUGGGUCUGGCUUAACUUAGGGCCAUAAAAUGCUAGGAAACCACACAUAUCUGGCAGUAGGGUUACGGUCAAGGUUCAGCACUUAAUUGCGAAGAGACAGGAGGAUGCAUUGCAUCAACAACAGGACUUCACAAAGUUAGCGGUGCAAGAAUAUAUGUUUGUUUGUUUGAGUGAGUGAGCACACUGCACUGGCUGGAUCUGACAUACCUGGUGAACACUGGUUUAUAUGUAUUUUAGGGUUAAACUGGAGUUUAAGGGUUUAGGUUAGGAUUAGGGUUAGGAUCUAACAGCCGCGAUGAUCGAGGUGAGUACGGGACAAAGGAAUACAUUACAGCAAUGCGAAGGUAGAGCCAGUGUGUGUGUGUGUGUGUGUGUGUGUUGUGUGUGUUUUUCAGUGUUUCGGCAGAGUUUUCAACCUGGGUUAUUCAUCCUCGUCCAGGAACUCGUCUAUAA
Molecule: messenger RNA, 4055 nt
Organism: Salarias fasciatus (jewelled blenny)
Lineage: Eukaryota; Metazoa; Chordata; Actinopteri; Blenniiformes; Blenniidae
Product: sushi domain-containing protein 5-like
Exons: 6
Coding region: 215-2674 (819 amino acids)
Biological process (GO): Notch signaling pathway; cell adhesion
Molecular function (GO): hyaluronic acid binding
Source: RefSeq, a predicted model, not a curated record